This is a messenger RNA of Aureobasidium vineae, 1332 nucleotides long. The record is from the annotation of a GenBank genome assembly. Lineage: Eukaryota; Fungi; Ascomycota; Dothideomycetes; Dothideales; Saccotheciaceae.
AUGUCGCUCCGGACGAGACAUUCGACAGUCGCAUCGACGCCUGCUAGAGGCACGCCGAGCCGAGCUGGCACUGUCACAUCAACACAGCGAGCGCCGACCAACGAACUCCCGCCCUACCAACCGCUGCAACAUCCUCUCAGCGUUGCUGGCCGCGACAAACUGCGACAUCUAUCACAACCCCUCAAGUUCCAGCAAAACCACCAACUACUCGCUGAAGUCAUCUCGUGUCUCAGUGAAGCUGCUGCCGAGACCAACGAAGCCUUGAGUAGCAAAGAAAAGGCUCUGGAGAAUGCUCGUGCAAAAGCUAGGAACAAUGACGAUCCAUCCACAAGUCAACAGCGUGUUCAAGAGAUGGAAGCACAGUUUGAGGAACUGCAAGCAAAGGUCGACAGCAUGACUGCUCAGAUGGACAAGGACGUGCGCAAAAUGAUCGACGCCGACAACAACAUCGAAGACAUGCAACACACCCUCGCCGACCUCGUCAAAGACGCCUCAAACGCCUCUACUCAACGCACACAACGCACCCAACGAGGAGAUGACGAAGACGAAGAAUACCCCGACUUUGACCCCACCGAUCCUACAAAUGCUACCCAGCGUCCCCUCGCCGUUGCCGAACUGUUUGGCGAUCGAGUCAACCGCGCCAAAACAACCUUCAACAACCAAUCUCUGACUGCCCGCUACAGCAGAAACAACCACUACGUCAACUUCAAGCGAAUCACCCACGAAGCUCGCUGGCAAUCCGAAGGAGACAACCCAAUGCCCCCGGCACACCUCUGGUUCAAAGAAGACCGUCCCGAACAUGGAGAAACCGCCCUAGGUGCGGAAGACAGCGAUGACGAUCUCCAAAUCGCAAAAGAGACGAUAUCCACCAGAUGCCCAUUGACGCUCAGAGAAUUCGAGGAUCCGGUCACCAGUCGCAAGUGUCCGCACUCGUUCGAGAGGGAAGCAAUUACCUCGAUGAUCAACAUGCCUAAUAAUCAUGUGCGCUCAGAGGGUGCCGCUGCUGUCCAAUGCCCAGUUGCAGGGUGUCAGAAACUUUUGACCUUGGCGGAUGUAUACAGUGAUGCUGUUAUUAAGCGCAAGAUUGCUAGAGUGCAAAAGGCCACCAGGGAUGCGGACGACGAGAGUGAUGAGGAAGGCGCAAAUAGACCACACAGUAUUGCUAGUGAUGACGAUGACGACGCUAUGGAUGUGGAUGAGACGCCCGUGCAGAGGAUGAAGAAGGAGAGGUUGAGUGGUAGGACGCCGGGUCCGUCUGCUGUGCCGGCUUUGAGUCAGAGGAGAGGCAGAGCUGCUGUGCUGAGUAUUGACGAUGACGAUGAGGAUGAAUGA